AUGGCCCCCUCGGGUCCCUCUGGCGCGCAGCUCAGCCCGGCGGAGCCACUGUCGCGCAGUAUCUUCAGGAAGUUCUUGCUGAUGCUCUGCUCGCUACUCACUUCCCUCUACGUCUUCUACUGCCUGGCCGAGCGCUGCCCGCCGGGCUCCGGCCCCGUCGCGGGGGUCCCAGGGCGCGGCGUUCCUGCUGGACCCAAGGAACUGGCGAUGUGGCCCGCGGGGGCGCCAAGGAAGCGCCUCCUGCAGCUGCGGCAGCGGAGGAGGCGCGGGCGGCCAGGGCCAGGAGACAGCAGCGACCCGGACGAGCAGAGCCCUGGGCUGGCCGCCGCUCCAGGCGGCUCCGGGGCGGGGAGCAGCGUGGCAGAGGCCCAACCUGGGACCCUGGCCUUACUCCUGGACGAGGGCAGCAAGCAACUGCCGCAGGCCAUCAUCAUCGGCGUGAAGAAGGGCGGCACGCGGGCGCUGCUGGAGUUUCUGCGCGUGCACCCCGACGUGCGCGCCAUGGGCGCCGAGCCCCACUUUUUCGACCGCAGCUACCACAAGGGCCUCGCCUGGUACCGGGACCUGAUGCCCAGAACCCUUGAGGGACAGAUCACCAUGGAGAAGACGCCCAGCUACUUUGUGACCCGGGAAGCACCCGCACGCAUCUCAGCCAUGUCCAAGGAUACCAAGCUCAUCGUGGUGGUGCGCGACCCGGUGACCAGGGCCAUCUCGGACUACACGCAGACGCUGUCCAAGCGGCCGGACAUCCCCAGCUUCGAGAGCCUGACGUUCCGCAACCGCAGCGCGGGCCUCAUAGACACGUCCUGGAGCGCCAUCCAGAUCGGUCUGUACGCCAAGCACCUGGAGCCCUGGCUGCGCCACUUCCCGCUCGGCCAGAUGCUCUUCGUGAGCGGGGAGCGCCUGGUCAGCGACCCGGCCGGGGAGCUGCGCCGCGUGCAGGAUUUCCUGGGCCUCAAGCGCAUCAUCACCGACAAGCACUUCUACUUCAACCAGACCAAGGGCUUCCCGUGCCUCAAGAAGGCGGAGGGCAGCGGCAAGCCGCACUGCCUGGGCAAGACUAAGGGCCGCGCGCACCCCACCAUCGCGCGCGAGGUGCUGCGGCAGCUGCGUGACUUUUACCGGCCCUUCAACCGCAAAUUUUACCAGAUGACCGGCCGCGACUUCGGCUGGGAUGGAUAGCAGAAAUAAUUUAAAA
Rattus norvegicus (Norway rat) is the source of this 1198-nucleotide messenger RNA. RefSeq names its product heparan sulfate-glucosamine 3-sulfotransferase 3A1 (gene Hs3st3a1). The record is from RefSeq and is marked validated. The transcript has 2 exons. Gene Ontology annotation, molecular function: sulfotransferase activity; [heparan sulfate]-glucosamine 3-sulfotransferase activity. The coding region runs from base 1 to 1182 and encodes 393 amino acids. NCBI's taxonomy places the organism in Eukaryota, Metazoa, Chordata, Mammalia, Rodentia, Muridae. Gene Ontology annotation, biological process: heparan sulfate proteoglycan biosynthetic process; glycosaminoglycan biosynthetic process; branching involved in ureteric bud morphogenesis. Gene Ontology annotation, cellular component: Golgi membrane.